AUGCUGCUGCCAGGUCCACAGUCUCUCAUGGGUCCCUGUACGGCCUCCCAUUGCUGCUGCUGUCUCCAUCGCCACACUCUGCCAUGUGCCACUUUCAGGUCUCCUCACACUGCUGGUGUGUUAAUUUUUUGUCAUAGGGUGCUGGCAGAUUACGGGCCUCCCAUAGCUGCUGCCAGGCCCCCUAAUCUGCCAUGGGCCCCUGUACCGCCUCUCUCAUGCUGCUGCCAGGUCCACAGUCUCUCAUGGGUCCCUGUACGGCCUCCCAUUGCUGCUGUCUCCAUCGCCACACUCUGCCAUGUGCCACUUUCAGGUCUCCUCACACACUGCUGGUGUGUUCCAUUU
Molecule: messenger RNA, 342 nt
Organism: Staurois parvus
Lineage: Eukaryota; Metazoa; Chordata; Amphibia; Anura; Ranidae
Source: the annotation of a GenBank genome assembly